UGACGUCACGGACCCGCCCGCCGCACGCACGCGCACUGCGACCAGCAUGAGGGUCGCGGCUUUGAUCAGUGGUGGGAAGGACAGCUGUUACAAUAUGAUGCAGUGCAUUGCUGCUGGGCACCAGAUUGUUGCUUUAGCAAAUCUAAGACCACCUGAAAACCAAGUGGGGUCAGAUGAACUGGAUAGCUACAUGUAUCAGACAGUGGGCCAUCAUGCCAUUGACUUGUAUGCAGAAGCCAUGGCUCUUCCCCUCUAUCGCCGAACCAUAAGAGGAAGGAGUGUGGAUACAGGACGAGUGUACUCCAAAUGUGAAGGUGAUGAGGUUGAAGACCUCUAUGAGCUUUUGAAACUUGUUAAGGAAAAAGAAGAAGUGGAAGGGAUAUCAGUAGGCGCUAUUCUUUCUGACUAUCAGCGUGUUCGAGUAGAAAAUGUGUGUAAAAGGCUUAAUCUUCAGCCUUUAGCUUACCUUUGGCAGAGAAACCAGGAAGAUUUGCUCCGAGAGAUGAUAGCAUCUAACAUUCAGGCGAUCAUCAUCAAAGUAGCAGCUUUGGGUUUAAGUCCAGAUAAGCAUCUUGGAAAAACCCUGGAUCAAAUGGAGCCUCAUCUCUUAGAGCUUUCUAAGAAAUAUGGAGUCCAUGUUUGUGGAGAAGGUGGAGAGUAUGAAACGUUCACUUUGGAUUGCCCUCUAUUUAAGAAGAAAAUAAUUGUAGAUUCAUCAGAAGUAGUCAUACAUUCAGCUGAUGCAUUUGCACCUGUGGCUUACCUACGCUUUUUAGAAUUGCAUUUGGAAGACAAGGUGUCCCCAGUGCCUGACAACUACAGAACAUCUAAUUAUAUACACAAUUCUUAAAAAGCAUUUUUGAAUACUGUUUACUAAGCUGCCAUUUCCAUAUGAAAAAAAUUACAUAGCAUUUUCUCAAUUAUGAUGUCCUGCUUUUUCUCAUUACAUUUUUAUCAUCAGAAAAAGUUAAUGGAACCAUUAAUUAAUUGGGGAAAUGUGGAUGCCAUGUUCAUUAUAUUGUCAAGUUACUCAGGAUUCACCCUGACUUUUUGUUAACACAUCCUAUUCAUGUCCUCUAUACUCUGCAGGAUAUGUGCCUUUUUCUUUUUUCUUUUUUUUAACCUUUGCUUCAUAUACCACCCUCACUUCUGUGACAUUUUUUACUUUGAUCACAAUGGUUUGUUUUCCUCUUUGUCUCUUUCCUGCUCUUAUGUCUGCCAGUAAUAUCAUGGUGCAGAAGCAUUUGAAAAAGGAUGAAAAAGCAGUCACUUAGCCAAUCAGAUUUAAUCUAUUGGAUGUCACCAAAGUGCUGUACCAUUUUUGCUCUCAGUAUAUUCAUUGUUUCAACAUUAUUGGGCAAUUAGGAAGACUGUCAUUAACUCUUAUUGGUUACUUUAUAACUGAUUUUUUAAAAGCAACUUUUCAGUAUUACCUGUGCUGAUUUUAGGCAAAUUUUUAAAAAUAGACUUUAUUUUUUAGAGCAGUUUCAGAUACACAGCAAAAUUGAGCAGAAUGUAUAGUUUCCAUAUACACCUGCCCCCACACAACAUAGUCUCCCCAUAAUCAACAUCCCCCACAAGAGUGGUACAUUUGUUACAGUUGAUGAACCUAUGUUGACACAUCAUAAUUACCCAAAGUCCAGUGCCAUGUUUAUUUUCCUUUCUGCAUAAAAAUCCAUAGCAGUGUUAUGUUGUUUUCUAAAUAAAGAAGAUGCUUAGCCAUGAAUGGACAACCAUCUGAUAUGUUGCCCUAACAUCUUUUUUUCAGUCUUGCUCCCAAGACUCCUCUUACAUGUAUUAUUUUCUCCAGUAAUAUAGAAACACUGGAUAUUCUCUUACAAUGCCUUCUGCUUCUCUUCUGCCUUACCUUAGCGUAUUCUUUCUUCUUUGUCUUCCUUUCUUCUUCCAUUUUUUAACUGUUUACAUCCUGCCCAGGAUGCAGGAUUGAAUUCAAAUAUUCUUACACGUUUAGCCACACCCCUGGCCUGCCCUAACACUUUGUUUCUUCUGUGCUUGUGACAGAUAGCUUAAUCAGCUUUAUGUUAUAGUUGUUUAAGGAAUUAUUGUGUCUACUAGGUUUAUAAACUUAUUGAGGAUUAUUCUUUUUUCGUCUUCAUGCUCUCUGUAAUAGCUAUUCAUUCUGCAAUAAGAAUUUUUGAAUUUAACUGAUUAUUAUUUUCAUACUUCAUUUUUUCUUUCUACAGAAUUUUAUAGACAUGUGCUUUCAUUUUAUGUUGCAUACCAUUUAAUGAAAGUCAUUUUUUUCUUUAUUUUUCUUUUAUCUUUGUUGUUGGAGAAAAAUGUCCUGAACACACUGAAAUGUAAAAUACAACCUUUAGAGGGUUUUUUAGUGUAAAUUUGUUAUAACUAAGAUUUUCACUUUGUAUAUAAUAACCCUUAAAUUUUUAACCUAUUUAAAUUUUUCCUUAUUAAAAUCUUAAAUUAUUUAUGUGAGUGUGUCAAGAAUAUCAACUAAACAUGGUAUUCCAAACAAAAUAACUGUAAAAUGGUAUGCUUCAGGUUAAAAAUGGGGAGAUAUAUUAAAAUUUCUUUUGAGGCCCUAACUUUAUUGCUCAUGGCAAACUUGAUGUUAAAAUAUACCAUAGAUCACUACAAUGACAGGCUUGAGAAAAUGAAAAAUACAAAGCUUUACAUAAAUCAGGCAAAAGAUCAUAUUAAAAUGCGUAACCGUUACAGAAGAAUCAAGACUUAUUUUUAACUAUUCAGAAGCUAUUUCUUCUUUAUAUAGUAGUUGUUUUAGAUUUUUUAAGCAGCUUUAUGAUAAACAAUAUUUCAAAUUAAUUAUUGGCAUAGCCGUUGCAUUUAUAAAGAGACAAGGUUCACAGAAAUUUAGCCCCAAUUUUACUAAUGUAUCCUACUAUCACUUAGCACUUAAUUUUAUUUUUAACUGAAAUAAUAAUAUGGGACAAUUACAUAUGUUAUAUACUUAUAGAAGCUCACAUUUUUAGAAGUUAUAACUUAAAAACAGUAUUUCUCAUAGCCCAUUCUUGGUUCUUUCAUUUUAUUUUGCUUUAUUUCAUAAAUAUCAAAUAUACUGAAAAAAAUUAUAACAUUAAACCAUCUCUGUGCUUUUAUUUUUCUUGUCAACAAAUACCUGUGAGCACCUACUCUCUUUAAAAGAACUGUUAGGCCUACAUGUAAUUCACUACAAAUAUGGGCAAAUUACAGUGUAACUAUAAUUAAAGUUAUUGUAGGUAAUCAUUAUUAUGAGUACAGUGACACAUAUCACUGGUUUGGCUAAUCUGGACUGAAGUUAUGGCCUUAAUAUUGAUUCAAGGUGAAAAGUGAUGUGUACGAUAUGAUCCUGUUUUUCUAAAAAAUACUGGUGGAAGCAGGGAGUUUAUAUAUUUAGUUAUAUUUGAAAGAUCAUAGUAAAAGAUGGGCAUAUAUAUAAUAAUCAGACUGAUAACAUUGGUUUCUUUGGGGGAAGCAGACAUGAAGGGGAAAAUACAGAAAAGCUUAAUUCCUUAUAAUUUUUUACUUCAUACAAUGGGUAUAUAGUUUUGAAUUUUAAAAUAUUUGAUUAAGAAAACUAGGUGAGAGAGUGGUAUAGUGAGUUCCAUGAUAAAUAUGUAAAUGUUAUUCUACAACAUUUCAACAGUUUAGGUAGAAGGAGACAUACUAGGGUCCUUUAGAAGUAAGUGAAAAAAUAGAUAUGUGAUGACUAAAAGUAUUUGAAUGGCACGUCUCGAAUAUGCUGUACACAGGAAUGCUCUGACCGCUCUUAGCAACAUGUUUAAAUUUGAGGAUCCCCUCCAUGGAGAUAUGCUGCCACUGUCUUCAUGCCGCCUCAGAAAUACAGGCGUGGGCGAAAGUAGGUUUACAGGUGUUCGUACACGAAACAGAGUUUAUUCUUGUAUUGUUAUUUAUUAAUUAUUGUAUUGUUUUCCAUAUGAAUAACUAUAAACCUACUUUUGCCCACCUCAGUAUGUUCUUACAGAAGAAACAAAGGAAGAAGAUACAGGAUGACUUAUUUACCAACACUUGGUUUAGCACAAUUUCCUAACCCCACCCACCUGCUCCCCAUGUUUGCCCACAGGCCAAAGAGAGAACACUGGUUUGGUAAAAGGGAGCAAGCAUGUAGCGGGCUUUACAACCUAAUUCCAUAAACCUCAAUGCUAUGACUAGGGGGUCAGAUGGAUUAUGCCCUUCGGUAGCACUAAAUUACUGCUGCUACAAAUGUUCAGUGGAGCAGAUUAAUAAACCAGGCAUCAGAUUCACCUACAUUUAAAUAGCUUCUUGACUAAUUCCUGUCCCAAAUGCAUGGAUUCAGUAGUAGCAACAAUGUACCACUGUGUCAGCGAGUCGGGAAUCAAACCGGAUAGUGGAAGAGAAUAUGUGACAGACUUACUAGUUUGGGAGAAGAUAAUAAAAUGGCCCAGUUAACUGAUUUCCUUAUCUACUUUCAAACUCUAAUUGGCUACCUUUGUUUCUUUAAUUUUU
Messenger RNA from Myotis myotis, 4464 nucleotides. It is a transcript of the gene DPH6, whose product is annotated as diphthamine biosynthesis 6. Lineage: Eukaryota; Metazoa; Chordata; Mammalia; Chiroptera; Vespertilionidae. The coding region runs from base 47 to 850 and encodes 267 amino acids. The transcript has 9 exons. Gene Ontology annotation, biological process: protein histidyl modification to diphthamide. The record is from RefSeq and is a predicted model, not a curated record. Gene Ontology annotation, molecular function: diphthine-ammonia ligase activity.